ACGAGCACUCCCACUCCCACGCACACUCACACGCCACGCCCGCCCGCCAUCUUCACAAGACGUGCAGGUUCGCACUCAAGCUGCGCGCACCCGCUGACGUCUCUUCAUAUCCCGCCCCCGACAACUACUGAGCUAGACAAGGCCCGACGCGCAAGAGGAAGUUGCGACGGUUGCGCAUCGCAUUGUUUCGGCUGCCUGCGCAAGUGACGCGAGGGAUCGGUCGCGCUGGUUUUCUAGUUAGAAGGUCGUCUCUGUCGUUGUUCUUUGUCCGCCGUCGGCUGUCAUCAGCCCGGGGCUAUCUGUAGAGAUUUUUGAACCCUUUGAGCCCGUAGCAUAAGCCGUGUACCUCUGUAUUGAGCCCAUCUCUCCGUGACACACCAUGGCCGAGGACAUACGCCGCUCCGGCCGCGCCAACAAGGGCCACCACUCCAAGACGCAGGACGCCCUCGACGAGCCCGUUGUGGCCACCAAGUCCAAGACGACCAAGCCCAAGGGCGACAAGAAGGCCCAGUCGCAGGCCCCGGCGCCCGCCCAGACGCAGACGCAGACGCAGGACGAGUCGCGCGCCGGCUCCGAGCAGUCGGGCGACCAGGACGGCGAGGACGAUGCCAUCAUCCGCUGCGUGUGCGGCGACCAGCGCGACAUCCGCGGCCGCCAGAUGAUCUGCUGCGACCAGUGCGAGGCCUGGCAGCACGUCAAGUGUUUGGGACUGCAGGAGGGCGACCACUGGGACGCCGAAGACGCCACCUACCACUGCGAGGUGUGCCGUCCCGAGGACCACGGCGAGCUGCUGGCCGCCAUGAGCCGCGGCGAGAAGCCGUGGGCGCGCAAGAAGGGCUCCAAGCCAAAGGCCCGUCCCAGCGACGUCAGGCAGGACUCUGCCCCCGAGAAGACCAAGACGCCCCAGCAGUCGCCGCCCCUCGCUGCUGACCCAACCCCCGUCGAGGCGCCGUCUCCCUCGCCUGCACCCGUCACCGCUGAAGUCCGCAACGGCCACAGCGAGCCAAAGAUCAAGAAGGAGGCGCCCAAGAGUCAGCCCCAGUCGCCCGUGGGCGAGAAACGGCGUCAUGACGACACGGCCGAAAAGGCCAAUGCGAGCAAGAAGCGCAGGAGGUCGUCCCAGCACCAGGACAAGACCACAGCGCAGCCUUCAGAGAUUGUCGAUAUCGACGCGCUCCCCGAGAUGCAGAAGACGCUGGCAGGGAAGCUGCGCGACAUCCUCAUUCCGCUGAUUAAAUCUGCCUCUGACGCCAGGGGCUAUCGCAUCCCCGACGGCGAGACGGCAACAUCACUCGCCGCGCGCUUCUCCCUGCACAUCGCCCUGGCCAGCCUGGAGCAGUUUGGCGAGCCGACGGGAGCAGCCUCGCCGUACUCGGAUCGCUUCCGCGCUAUCAUGUUCAACGUCAAGAAAAACUCCCUCCUUGUGGACCGCCUACUCUCUGGAAGUCUAAAGGCACAGGAGCUCGCGACAAUGCCCACCGAGGAGAUGGCGAGCGAAGACGCCCAACGCCAGUACGCCGCCAUGAGAGAGGCCGCCGAGAAGCAGAUGAUCUUGACCGAGGAAACCGGACCCCGUCUGCGCAAAACCCACAAGGGCGAGGAGGUGGUCGACGACGACAAUGCCAACGACAACACCGAGUUCAGACAGCCCCAACUACGAGAGAGGGAGAGCAUAUCAGACGACCAUCCCCUGCCACCCCUGCCAUACGAUCGCCCUGCAGACAGCCCGGCGGAUGCGGGUUCCGUCGACAUGUCCAAUGCCCAGCCUGAUCUCGUACGACGGCCAUCGACGAACUUCGACAUCAACUCUGUUUUCGACAAGGUGCGCUCACCUCAAAACGACCAGCAUUCCUUCCUGCACCGCCGCCGAAGCUCGAUGCGGCAGGAGAAACCGCAGGGUCCCGUCGACGAUGCAGAUGUCGAUCGCCUGCUAAAAGACGAAGACAACGAUGUCGAAAUGUCAGGGUACUCGGCCGAUCCCACAGUCUGCUGGCAGGGCACCAUCGGCAUGCAAUCCCAAUCAGCAGAAGCCUUCGACGCCGUCGCGCGCUUCGUCGCAGGCGGCGACUUCGGCCAAGUAAUCCCCUGGGAGAAACUCAUAUCCAAAUCCCUCUCCAUCCAAGGCCGCAUCGAAGGCGUCAAGGGAAACGACUACAUCCGCACAAUCGGCACCUCGGAAAGCCACGACGUCGCCAUCCUAGCCGUCAGCCCCACCACCCCCGACGCCCGCGACAAAAUGGACAACCUCUACACGUACUUCCACGAGCGCGCGAAAUGGGGCGUCGUCCCCGUCGAUAACCUCGGAAACGACGUCAUGCGUGAUCUUUACGUCAUCCCUGUCGAGGCCGGCCCAAGCAAUCUGCCCUCGUUUAUCGAUAUGCUGGAUUACUGCACCAUUGAGACUCCGCGCAAGGAACACCUCAUGCUGCUCGUUUUGGUUGCUAAGCUGCCGGAGGAUAAACCACCGCUGAUAGCGCAGACAAUGCACUUCGAUAUGCCGGUCGCGCAGAUGCUGCCUGCUAAUGCUCCGAGUCCGAGUCCCGUCGCGGCUAUGCAGUAUAGUCCCAUGUUCGCUCCCAACCCCCACACUAAUACAAACACACCACAACAGCAGCAAGGCGCCUACGGAAACCCCUUCGCGACAAACAGCGGCGCCGCCCCCGCGCCCUCCAUGCUCCCCCAACUCUCUCCCCCGCCACCACCACACCACCUGAUCCCCCAAGCCAGAGAGAUCCUAGGCCCGUUCAUCGACGCGCCGGUUAUUAUCCAGAUCUUGGGGAAUAGUAUAGCGCUUAAUCAAGCGGUUAGUGUUACUCAAAUGGAGAAUUUAAGGCAUAUUCUUGAGAAGGUUCCGGAGGCGAGGGCGGAUGUUGGGGUGCUUAGUGGGCAUUUGAGGGGGAGGGGGGAGUGA
Molecule: messenger RNA, 2911 nt
Organism: Dothidotthia symphoricarpi CBS 119687
Lineage: Eukaryota; Fungi; Ascomycota; Dothideomycetes; Pleosporales; Dothidotthiaceae
Exons: 3
Coding region: 380-2911 (843 amino acids)
Biological process (GO): transcription elongation by RNA polymerase II; transcription antitermination; transcription elongation by RNA polymerase I
Cellular component (GO): nucleus
Molecular function (GO): RNA polymerase II transcription regulatory region sequence-specific DNA binding
Source: RefSeq, a predicted model, not a curated record